CUUGCAGCGCCACACACCACCAACAUGCUGUGCUGGUCGAGGGUUUUACUGCUGCUGUACGUCCUGCUUCUGGCUGCUGCCACCGAGGACAGUGAGGAACAGCAGAAGGAGAAUGAAGGAUUUGCCUCUUUGACGUAUGGGGAAGAAGGGCCGCCCCUCAACGUGAUAGUGGAGGCAGUGUCAAGCACCGCCCUCAACGUGUCAUGGGACCCACCUGAUGAAGAACCUCAGUACUAUGAAGUCACUGAUGUUAGAGAUUCUUUUAACGAAUUGGCAUAUACCACCUACUGUUUAAUAGAUGAACUACAACCUUGUAAAACAUAUUUUUAUACUGUAGCGUCUCAUUACGAAAGUAAACAGUAUCCUUCUCCCCCUACGUCUGGCAUAACAUUAGCUUCAGUACCGCCACCACCACUGAACUGUGACUUUGACCGCAUUACCACAAACUCGAUGUAUCUUACCUGGAGUGCGCCAGACACAGCGUGUCAUAUUAGAAACUACAAUAUCAGCUGGUCAUGGUCCAGUCUGUGGGAUGACGAGCACGACUCAGGUGAAACAUUCAGUACCGUAACAAAAACUCCUCUGAGAGGCCUUCCUCCGUACGCCAACGUCACAGUUGAUAUUGCAGCAGCCACUGAUGCAGGUUUUGGUCCACCUCUAACAUGCUGGAAUGUUACACAACAGGACAAGCCGGGGCCGCCUGUCAACGUGAGAGCUACAACAGCUGACCACGCAGUAUCUGUCACCUGGGAGAAGCCUCAGAAAGCCAAUGGAAAAAUCGUAAACUAUAUCAUCUCUGGCAGUGAAAACGACACAACUGUAGAUGGAAAAACCACAACUGUCAACAUUCAAGGACUACAGCAAUGUAAACUAUACAAUAUUACCGUCACGGCGGCGACUGUGGCAGGGUGGGGGACAGCGACUGACCCACUCCCUGUUUUUCUCAAUGAUAGUGUUAUACCCAGCUCCGUGAAGUGUGACCUUAAUGGUUCUAAUGUAAUGGUGACCUGGGUACCACCUCCUGAGCAAUGCCCGCCGCCCACCUACAACAUCAGCUGGAGCGGCACAUCAUUGUGGUCCGAUGAUACAGAUACUAAUAGUUGUUCCAUGGACUGGAUGAAUGAAGACCCAUUAAGCUAUGAGCUGCCGCACUCUCUGCCUUAUACAAAGUACAGCGUGUGUGUAAGUGUGGAUGGUUACACCAGCGACACUGGGUGCUGCCAACGAGUCACUCCACAGGCUACUCCAGGACCUCCUGAACUCUUAAACCUGCACAACGAUAAAACUUCUCUCAUUGUUAACUGGACUGAACCUGAAGAAAAGAAUGGCGUAAUUGACGAGUACAGAAUCACUUGGACUGACUCAAAAGGUACUCCUACUAACACCAAAAUACCCAAAGAAAGUUGCUGCUCACACACAAUCAAUAAUCUAACUCCGUGUGAGAACUACACCGUCAGCGUCUCAGCUCACACAGUAGAUUGGGGGGAGGAAUCCCCUACAAAAAAAACAUUUAUCCCAAAUUUCGUUACAGAUUCCAGCCUGAACUGUGACGGCAGUAAUUCUCGGGAAGCUCACAUCUCCUGGUCCCUCGCCGUACGUGACUGCCCGGUGGACGAAUACUUUAUGAACUGGACAACAACUGUUCAGUGGAAUGGCCAUCACAAUUCCAACAGCACUACUAUGAAAGGUGGGGGAAACCUCACCACGGUGUUACGUGGCCUUGAACCAGAGACGGAGUUUGAUUUUUGCUUACGCGUUGAUGAAGCAGGGAGCAAUACGGCCUGCUGCACCAGUACCACCAGACCAGAGAAACCCUCUCAACCUAAAAAUCUGAAGAUCGAAAACAAGACUCAGACCACUGUCACCUUAAGCUGGUCUUUACCUGACCAACUCAAUGGAAUACUGGAAGACUGGCAAUUAACCUGGCCACCCAACACGGAGGAUGAAGGCAUUGUCCUGCCCAAAUCUAAAAGGGCAUACACAGUUACCAACCUGAAGCCCUCCACAAAUUAUACCUUUGACUUGAUGGCUGGUAAUGGCGCUGGUUAUGGUGAUGCAGCUGAAAUUAUCGUCACCACCAAACCACCAGACAACAAUAACAAUACCAAUAACACUGCAAUAAUAAUCGGGGCGUCUGUUGGCGGUGUGUUGCUUGUUGUGAUACUCGUGGCUUCCAGCGUUUAUGUUUACAGAAACAAGUCAAGGAAAACUCCCCCAAUCUCCAGGAAGGAUACCCCUUUGGAACGAAGUCAAAAUAUUUACUCUCAAUAUCCAGAUCCGUAUGUGAACCAGCAACAAACUCCCGGGAAUAAGGAAUCUUUAUCCCACGAACAAGGACCUAGGGAAGACAUUGCCUUGGACGAAAUAAAUAUUAAGAGACCUAACUCAAGCAUGUUCACCGAAGAAAUGACACCAGCAAGAAAUAAUGCUGGAGAAAGACGCCCAUCACAGACGCCAAGUGGAGUAAUUAAUUACAGUGGACCGAGACGCCCAUCACAGGCGCCAGAUGAAGGAAUUAAUUACAAAGGACCGAGACGCCCAUCACAGGCGCCAUAUGAAGGAAUUAAUUACAAAGGACCGAGACGCCCAUCACAGGCGCCAGAUGAAGGAAUUAAUUACAAAGGACCGAGACGUCCAUCACAGGCGCCAGAUGAAGGAAUUAAUUACAAAGGACCGAGACGUCCAUCACAGGCGCCAGAUGAAGGAAUUAAUUACAAAGGACCGAGACGCCCAUCACAGGCACCAGAUGAAGGAAUUAAUUACAAAGGACCGAGACGUCCAUCACAGGCGCCAGAUGAAGGAAUUAAUUACAAAGGACCGAGACGCCCAUCACAGGCGCCAGAUGAAGGAAUUAAUUACAAAGGACCGAGACGCCCAUCACAGGCACCAGAUGAAGGAAUUAAUUACAAAGGACCGAGACGCCCAUCACAGGCGCCAGAUGAAGGAAUUAAUUACAAAGGACCGAGACGCCCAUCACAGGCGCCAGAUGAAGGAAUUAAUUACAAAGGACCGAGACGCACAUCACAGGCCCCAGAUGAAGGAAUUAAUUACAACGGACCGAGACGUCCGUCACAGGCGCCAGAUGAAGGAAUUAAUUACAAAGGACCGAGACGCCCAUCACAGGCGCCAGAUGAAGGAAUUAAUUACAAAGGACCGAGACGCCCAUCACAGGCGCCAUAUGAAGGAAUUAAUUACAACGGACCGAGACGUCCGUCACAGGCGCCAGAUGAAGGAAUUAAUUACAACGGACCGAGACGCCCAUCACAGGCGCCAUAUGAAGGAAUUAAUUACAACGGACCGAGACGUCCGUCACAGGCGCCAAAUGAAGGAAUUAAUUACAACGGAUCGAGACGCCCAUCACAGGCGCCAGAUGAAGGAAUUAAUUACAACGGCCCGAGACGCCCAUCAGAAGUAAUUAACAGCCGCUCUGGAGGUCAGAACUACAACGCACAAAGACGCUUAUCAGAAAAGUAUGAACAUUAUUCCUGGACAAAGAGGUACACCAAAGACACGAGAGACAACUAAUUGAAGAAUGGUCGUUGACAAAGAAGCAUAUCUGCUAAAUGGAGUGUGUAGAGGUGACCAAAGUCAUACCUACCCUGACAUAUAUCAGUGAUGCAGGAAAAUUACUCUCGUGUUUUCAAAUAUUAAAAACUGAAUGUAAAGGGUCCAGUAAUGAUAAACUCUACUUUGUCAAACUCUUCAACAGACAUUACUUUGACGUUUGAUGUAUUUCUUCAAUAAUUCCCAGACGAGUCACAACAUCAUUACAGUGUUAAGUUUUAUUGCUGUCUUCAGUGAAAAAGUUAAAGGUAAAAGCUGAUAUUUUUGGGUUGGAUUUUAUCUUUAUAAUGGAUACAAAUUCCAAUACCAAUUGUUACAGUAUAAUGUUUUUGUAUUGCAUUAAUUAUAAUGUAAAAGAUAUACUUUAACAAUAAGGGUUUUCAUAGUUUAGUAAGACUAUUGUUUACAAUCUGACAUAUGGCGAAUAUCACCUCCAUCCAUUUACUGCAGGGUUGUUUUAUGACAACCUUUUGCCAGUAAUCAGUUUUACUUGUAACUUGAGAGUCAGAGAGCAGAUAUAAUAAUGCAUUAAGUAAAUAAUAAGUCGAUAUGUAGUUACCUUAAUCUAAGAACAAAAACUGUAUUUUCAUCUGUAUAUAACCCACGGGGAGCAGCGUCUAAGUGGACUUACCUCCUACCCAAGGAGUCGCCUGGGGCACUUACAGUCCACCCAGCUGUGAACGGGUACUUAACUGUGCUGUCUAUUGCCGGACACAUUACAUCCUUGUGGUGAGGAAUAGCAGUCAUGGUGCUGUAUCCGCAUUGUUUAGCCGAUGGCAACUACUUUCAGUGUUAAUACUUCAAUCCAAAACGACUUAUGGAAGCUUCUUUCACGAUGAAAGUAAAAAUAGGUUCUAAAGGCGUGAAUGCCCGUUAGGGACUGUGUGGAUAAACACUAUAAUGAGCCCUCAGUACCCAGGGAGGUAUCAUGGCCGGUCAUUUGUGUGUCAUCUCGUGACAAUUGAUCAGGCGAUAUAUAUAUAUAUAUAUAUAUAUAUAUAUGUAUAUACGCUAAGCAGUGUGAUGUGUAUAUUAAAUUAUCAUGGGAGGGAAUACUAUAUAACUACCCCGUAUUUAAAAAUAAGUAAUAGUUUAUUUUUGUUAUUGAAUGAAAGUUUAUAAUACAGUCAUACGGUAAUAAUAAAAAGGUUUCAUGCAUCGCUCAACAGGGUAAAUUAUUAUAAGUUGGUAAGAUGGAAUUUUAUCACAGUGAAAGAUUAUGUAACGCAUAAACAGUCAUUGUGUUAUGUAGUAUAAGAGAGAAUGCGAUUAAGGUUAAGAGUGUGUGAGGUACAGAUGUGUUACCUGUGUGUGAGGUACAGGUGUGUUACCUGUGUGUGAGGUACAGAUGUGUUACCUGUGUGUGAGGUACAGGUGUGUUACCUGUGUGUGAGGUACAAGUUACCUCCUCAUUGCGUCAUGCAUCGGUCUUAGAGUUCACUGUGUUAGUUGAUGAGGUAACUUUGUAAAUAACUAUAUCGCCCCCUGAGAACAAGUGGCUCAUGUUUUGUCCAAAUGAAAAAAGGAAAAUAUUUGUUCGUUUUACUCAAUAGUUUGUGUCAUUGUCUAUACGUUUGUCUAAUUUUAGGACACGAAGGAUAAAUAUUUUCUUUCGUCCUGAUAACUGUUAUGAGAUGUAUGUACAUAAAAUAUAGCCCUGUCAUCAUC
Molecule: messenger RNA, 5232 nt
Organism: Homarus americanus (American lobster)
Lineage: Eukaryota; Metazoa; Arthropoda; Malacostraca; Decapoda; Nephropidae
Product: receptor-type tyrosine-protein phosphatase F-like
Exons: 13
Coding region: 25-3525 (1166 amino acids)
Molecular function (GO): protein binding
Source: RefSeq, a predicted model, not a curated record